CGUGUCAAGAGACGAAGUAAAGCCGUGCGCUCCUGCCAGUCACUGGCCACACGUGUGUUCUCGUGGAGGUCCAUGAUGCUGCUACUGCUUCACCUGUCAUUCGUGAUUAACACCAUCCCCAGGAACACGGCCCCCAUGGCCAUAGUGUGUAUGGUCAGACCCCGAUCAGGCGAUGGCUCAAUGGAUGGGUCGACGAAUGCCACGAUGAUCGGAGUAACUGAGGGUUCGCUCGGUUCACAGAUGGAAAGGGCGCUCAGUGCGGCUGUUCAGAUAAAUACGACAGGCGAGAAGGUGAGUUGAACAAAACAAUACAAAUUCAAGUUGGGGUGUGUAGCAUUGAUUACCUAUUGCCACGAGAUUGUCAGUAAUUGGAGUGUCUAAUGUUGGCUAGGUUGCAACUGAGCUUCACUUCAAUAUAAACUGAAACAAAUCUAAAAGAAUGUGUGCACAUUGUUAGUUGUCCUCUACUCGGACUGUGAUUCACAAUGUCUUUUUUCCCCCCUCAAUGCGUGUCUAUCUGUUUUUCUUAGAAAUUUAGACUUUUUUUCUGACCUGCAUAGAGCUAACAAAUAUGAACUGAACAAAUUGUAUGUUAUUAUAAUCAUUGCACCGCUUGACGAGACCUGUGCAAAUGUUGUUUUUAGCUAAUUUCAACAUAGCACUUACUUGUCGGUGUAAAGGGGGGUUGAAGAUUUUAAUCAUCCUUUGUUUAUUUAAAAGAUGCUAAAUUUAAAAAAAACAGGUAACUAACUUUUGAUUUGAGAAUUUAAAAUGUAUGUUAUUAUUGUUCAUUUAAUUUUUUUUACUCCCCCCCCCCGGCCUCCAUCAGUCUGAUGAUUUCGAGUUUGACUGGGACUCCAACCCCGUGGGCCUUGUCUUGUCAUCCAUCACAUUCACGUCAUGGGUGGGGCCGUUCUUUGCUAACCUGGUACGCGGUUACCUUGGCAACAAAUGGACAAUUACUCUGCUGACUCUUGGCUCCGCAUUGACGACUUUGUUAUCUCCCCCUGCUGCACGCAUUGGACCGAAUGUUCUGGUCGGACUCAGGAUAAUCUCAGGACUCGCUUUGGUGAGUAGUUUAUGGUCAUCUGAGGACUCGCUUUGGUGAGUAGUUUAUGGUCACCUGAAAACUCGCAUUGGUGAGUAGUUUAUGGUCAUCUGAGGACUCGCACUGGUGUGUAGUUUAUGGUCAUCUAAGGACUUGCACUGGUGAGUAGUUUAUGGUCAUCCGAGGACUCUCUUUGGUGAGUAGUUUAUGGUCACCUGACAACUCGCAUUAGUGAGUAGUUUAUGGUCAUCUGAGGCUUGGUACUGGUGAGUAGUUUAUGGUCAUCUGAGAACUGGGACUGGUGAGUAGGUUAUGGUCAUCAGAGGACUCGCACUGGUGCGUAGUUUAUGGUCACCUGAGGACUCGCACUGGUGAAUAGUUUAAUUGAAUUAAAAAUAAGUGUAUCUCCGCUGUGGAUAUUGCUUUACAGAUUUGGCUUGUGUGGGAAAGAAGUGACCUGUUUCGGUAUGACGCUUGGGAUAGUUUUUAUUUUUGACAUCUGUCUAUUACUACGGAGUUUGUAGUCAGAGCACUAUUAGUUAUAAGCAAUUCUGGAAAUAAAGCAAAGAGCCUAGCCUACUUUGGCCCUUAAGAACUCUUCCUUCAUAACGGAUUUGGGUGUUUAAAAAAAAAAAAAAUUUUUUAAAGUAUGUAACAUAUGUUAUGAUCCCACUCUGACAAUUCUUGGUGGUAACAUUGUUAACUAAUAUUGUGAAGGAUUGGCCUGCCGCUAUCACUCUACCCAUGGAUUCAUUCACUCCACAAACGUAUCUGUUCUCUCUUUCACUAAUGAAGUGGUAACGUCCAAUGAAUAAUUCACAGCACUUGAUAACAUAUAACUAAUACGUCAAAUAAUAAAUCUUUUGAGAAUAUCCUUUUAACAAUUAGAGGAUGCAGUCAAUAGUUGCACACACGUUCAAUCUUCCAUGUGAUAAUAAUUUAAUAAUUCAUACGAAACAUAAAGCAAUAUGUCUGCCUUCCUUCAGAGAACAAACCGUACACACCCCUCUACUCUCUUAACGUGCAUUCUCACUUCGCUCUAAAAAAAAAAAAAAACUGGUUCUCGCACAUUUCUCGUGAUUCACAUCGUGUUCAUAAAAUCACUACGCCAUCCUGUUGUGAGAAUGAAUAAUAGUGUCGUGUUAAAAAUUAUAGUUAACCUGGUCUGUUACAAACUACAAGUUAUUUCUCUGUCAUUUCCCAUACCAAUUAACACCAUUGAAAGCAUAAAGAUAAUGUUAUAUCUCGCUAGCAUUGCAUUUGUUUACACCCCCCACUCCAGGGAGCAACCUUGCCUAUUGUUUCAGACACCAUUGUCUGGUGGACUCCAGAAUCGGAGAGGCUGACCGCAACAGCUGUGACAUUUUCUGGUAUGUUGAGCCUAAGUUCAUAGCGUCCCAAGUAUUUUUUACAACAAGAAUAGAGUCAUAUGUCCUUGACAAAAGAAAACCUUAAUUCAAAUUUGAUGUAUACGAUCCUAAAAUUGAAUGAUAUAAUUUUUGAAAAUAAAAAACUCAUGAGUUUACUUCACGUCCUAGUAGGUAUUCUCAAGUGAUGUUACUAAUCAAUUUAAAAAUACAUCCCUGUGAUACACAAUGAUGGAUGCGGAAUCCGUACAAACAACCAGGAGAUUUAUUUAUGUUCGAAGUCCCACUCAAAGUUCCAAAAAAUGCACACACACACACACACACAGAAAAAAGAAAGGCAUACUUACUGGACAGGUAACCUUGAGAGGAUGCGCGAAUUUUAUAGCAGCAAAAGUUAUCUACAGGCAGAAAACUGGAGCCAGACGUCUCACAUGUCGACAAAGACUGAAAAGGGUCGGCAAUAUUCAGCACGACUUAUACCAGCUAGAGGUCCGUGCGGGGAGGCGGAAAGACAUGGAUCUAUCCAAAUUGAAGGAUGUGAUGGAGCAGACCAGGGCCCUACACGGGCUGUAGCGCCACGAAUCAUGAAUGAAUUAAAAUGUAUUUUAACAAAUUCUUUAGACAAAACAAAUUUCAAAAUAAAAUAACGAAGACCUUGCUUGCAAAUUCAAAAUUUUUCAAAACCAUGUCCAAUUUAUUGUAUAUCCUCAGGGAUUAACAUGGCUGGCAUCGUCACCUUCUUCAUCGCUGGUUUUUUGUGUUCUGUUCCCAUUGACAACGGCUGGCCCUUUGUCUUCUACGUCUUUGGUAAAACUAUCAAUUGUCAAACUUACUUUGUGUUGUGAUGCAGUUAUACUUUUUGUCGUGACUUAUUCGAUGUGUAGAUUAAUGAAACAACUAACUUAAGAACAUUGAUCCCGACUUAGUGAGGUUGUAUCUUAACUAGAAGAUUUAAUUUUGCAAUUGAUAAACGAAGACCUCUCUUGAAAAGUUCAAAUUUACAUUCGAAAAUAGUACACCCCCUCCACCCGGAAAAAAAAACGUGAAGACAAAAAACACUUGUUUAUAGAAACUGUCCUAAAUGACUGAUUGACUGGCUGACUGGGUGGCUGACUAACUGACUGGCUGACCGACUGAAUGAGUGAAUGGCUGACAGGCUGACUUACUGACUGACUUGAUAACUGACUGACUGGCUGAUUGACAGACUGACUGGCUGGUUGACUGGCUCCAUGGCUAACUGACUGGCAGGCUGGUUGGCUGGUUUGCUGACUGGCUGGCUGGCUGGCUGGCUGACUGACAGACAAACUAGCUGGCUGACUAACAGGCUGGCUGGUUGACUGCCUGAGUGUCUGACUGGCUGGCUGGCUGACUGACUAGCUGGCUGAGUCAUUGGCUUACUGACUGACUGACUGAUUGAGUCCAUAGAAGCCAUCAUCCCUAUUUAAUCUAGAAGUAUUAAUUUUUGAUAGGUAAAUUCAGAUCUUGACGUAAAAAUGAAUUUUCUCUUAAAGUUUAAAGUGGGGAGGGAGUGGAUUUUUCCUAUAUUGUAAAGAAUUAGAUGAUGCUUUGUAUGGUCUCUCAAAAAAAGUAAUAAGCUGAAUUGUCCUUUUAAUUGUCUUGCCUUUUAUUUUAAUCCCAAACAUAUCUUAUCCAUUUUUCCCUUCACAAUGCAAAAAAACCUCAGCCCCUAUUUUGAUUGAUUUGCAAUAAUCUAGCUAUUAAAAGCAUAUUCAAUUAUCUGUACAUAUACACAUGUUUGUUAAAAGUAUAUUCAACUAUCUGUACACCAGGGGCCAUAACUCUACUGUGGACUCUAGCAUGGCACAUAAUGACUUCUCAAAAGCCCGAAAACCAUCCUUGGAUUUCCGACGAGGAGAAGUCUUUUAUCAUCGCCACACGCAGUCGUGGCAUU
Lymnaea stagnalis (great pond snail) is the source of this 4327-nucleotide messenger RNA. Lineage: Eukaryota; Metazoa; Mollusca; Gastropoda; Lymnaeidae. The record is from the annotation of a GenBank genome assembly.